AUGGCAUCACCCUCACAAGGAAGUGUGACCUCAGAGGUUCAGGAUGCACAUUACUCUCCGCCAUGGGCUGACAUGAGCAUCAUUGGGGUGGCCGGUUCUUCAGGAUCUGGAAAGACAAGCUUAGCAGUGGAGAUCGUCGAGUCUUUGAAUCUGCCUUGGGUCAUCAUUCUCUCCAUCGACUCGUUCUACAAAUCCUUGACACCGGAGGAAAAUGCACUGGCACAUCAGAACAACUAUGAUCUUGACUCACCGAGCUCCAUCGACUUCGACCUUUUGGUGGAAAAACUGCAUGACUUGAAACAAGGGAAGAGGACUGACAUUCCGAUUUAUUCUUUCCAGCAACAUCAGAGGCUCGAUAAGACUCUUUCGAUAUAUUCUCCACAUGUGAUCAUACUGGAGGGUAUCCUGGCAUUGAACGAUCCUAGGGUCCUGGAUUUACUCGACAUGAAAAUCUACGUCGAAGCGGAUGCAGAUUUAUGUCUGUCACGCCGGAUUGUCCGCGAUGUCAGAGAGCGAGGUCGAACUAUCGAGGGGGUCAUCAAGCAAUGGUUCAAAUAUGUCAAGCCGGUCUUCCAACGUUACGUCGAACCUCAAAGGGAGGUUGCCGAUCUUAUUGUUCCUAGAGGGAUGCAGAAUAAGAUGGCCAUACAGAUGAUUGUCAAUCAACUACGGCAGACUCUCAAGGAGAAGUCCUUCAAGCACAACGCGGCAUUGGAAAGGCUAGGCCAGCAAGUUGACGAUUACACUCUUUCGGAAAAUGCUAUCAUUCUGGAGGGAAAGCCACAGAUAACGGGAGUUUCCACGAUACUACGAAAUCCCGUAACAUCCCAGGUUGAUUUCAUUUUCUACUUCGAUCGACUGACAGCUUUGCUGAUCGAAAAAGCACUUGAUUGCCACAACUAUGUUUCUUCCGAAGUAACCACCACUCAAGGUUACAAAUAUACGGGCCUGAAGUCGGCUGGAAAGGUGUCUGCGGUUGUCAUACUCCGAGGAGGAAGCUGUAUGGAGACUGGCCUCAAGCGGACGAUUCCUGAUUGCUUGACGGGUCGACUGCUGAUCCAGUCCAACUAUCGAAGUGGUGAACCGGAGCUACACUAUCUAAAGCUAUUCCCAGACAUUGCCGAGCAUGAAACCGUGAUGCUCUUGGAUCCGCAAAUGUCGAGUGGUGGUGCUGCUCUGAUGGCCGUCAAAAUCCUCGUGGAUCAUGGUGUCGCCGAGAAGAAAAUUGUCUUCGUCACCUGCCUGGCAGGUCGACGAGGUCUAAAGAGACUGAUGACUGUGUUCCCGAAGAUUAAAGUGGUUGCUGCAAAUAUGACCGAAGAUGGUGCCAAGAGAUGGGUCGAGGAGCGGUAUCUGGGCUGUUGA
Molecule: messenger RNA, 1365 nt
Organism: Exophiala viscosa
Lineage: Eukaryota; Fungi; Ascomycota; Eurotiomycetes; Chaetothyriales; Herpotrichiellaceae
Product: uridine kinase
Exons: 1
Coding region: 1-1365 (454 amino acids)
Biological process (GO): pyrimidine-containing compound salvage
Cellular component (GO): cytoplasm
Molecular function (GO): ATP binding; uridine kinase activity
Source: RefSeq, a predicted model, not a curated record